This is a messenger RNA of Macadamia integrifolia, 2754 nucleotides long. RefSeq lists its product as uncharacterized. Lineage: Eukaryota; Viridiplantae; Streptophyta; Magnoliopsida; Proteales; Proteaceae. The record is from RefSeq and is a predicted model, not a curated record. Bases 903 to 2105 code for a protein of 400 amino acids. The transcript is spliced from 11 exons.
GUAAUCUAACGAUGGAUGUGUUGUAUGGGCAAACAACAAUGCUGCCCCCAUGCCCCAAACUCACCACAAUCACCCCCCCCCCUUCUCUCCAGAAUGGGUCACUCAUAAGUUAGCCUUUGGGGCUACCAUUGCUCAGAUUUGGCAAGAGAGAAACAACAGGAUCCUUAGCAAAAAAUUUCAUUUCUUUCUUCUUUUCCCUUUCUUGGGGAGGAGGAGAAAGAGGGUUUUCACUUUUCACCAGAACUAGAACGAAGAAAUUAAGGGUUUAUGGGAGAAUGUUUCUGUAUGUUUUCCUUACCUCACUUGCCAUUUCUGCUGAAACUUGGAGGGGGCAUCGACCUAUAGAUGCUGAAGCAAACCGCAACCAUGGAAGCCAUUUCUACUAAAACUUGAAAGGGGCAUCGACCUAGAGAUGCUGAAGCAAACCGCAACCAUGGAAGCCAUACUGAAGAAUUGGGCUUCCCCCUUGAUCGGUCCCACUUCUUUCUCUGUUCCUGCAAUUCCAUGCUUCUUUGCUAGAGCGAUAAACGCCUAAAACCCUUUAGAUAAACCUUCGACAUGAAUCCCAACCCACCUCGAGGAAAUGAAGUAUUCUCCUAAUUUUCUAUUCAAUUUAAAUGAAAUAUUGUAUCUGAUAAGGGACUGGUCCAAAAUUUACCAAACUACAGUAAAGCGUAGGCAGGAAUAACGACUUGGGAGCCUACUACUACUUCGGUUCUUACAGAGUCCAGUACCUCUCUAAUGGUGGCUACUUCGGAGGAGCGACCGAGCAAAGAGGAGAGGAAAAAUGGAUAAUCGAGAUUCUGGUUCUGAUCAGAGUAUUUCAGGUAACUCUAACAGAUUACGAUGAAGACUUCGACCGUGGAUCCCUAUGUGAACCCAGAAGGAAGCAGGAGAACACUAUGGGCUCAAAAGUUCCUAUCAUUUCUGGGGGCGUCAAGUUCAAAAAUGAUCAUCUGCAUGGCUUAGAGAUUGAAAACCAAGAUGAAACAUGCUCGUGGUCCUCAGUUCUUAAGGAAACCGAGAAAUUAGUAUUUUCACAUGAAAACACUGGAAGUUCCUCAUCCUAUAUGGCUCAUUCUGAUGUAAGGAAAAUAUCAAAAGCUGUUUCAAGAAGCCGAGGCAAAACAAAGCCCAAGUUUUCUUUUCGUUACCACUCACAUAUGGAAGAAACAUACUUGCCUUGUAUAGUGAAAGAUGAAUGUGACAAAUCAUCCAUGGUUUCUCAGCUACCUGUGGGACUAGUAACUCUUGAGCACAAAGCUAUAGACCACUCAAUGACAGAGCUCUUGGAGAAUCUUCGGGAGAAAAAUAAAAAACAGUCUGAUGUUCAUAAGCCGGCUAAAUCAUUAGAUGUUGGGAACAGACAUUUGAAGCAUUCAAUGGCCGAACUUCUUGAAGGUCUUCAGGACAAGAAUGGUCAUGCAACUGGGACCUCAAAGAAUAGUAAGACAAAAGGAAGGAGAUUAGAGCUCAGCACAAGGAGAAAUAUAUCAACCUUGUGUAAUAGAACCCUUGACUAUGAAGACUUCCCUGAGACAAUUGGUAGUGGAACAUCAAGUGAGGAUGAGACCAAUGAUCAAAACCAGGCAAAACUUGUGACCCGUGAAAUGAGGGUGCGCACUAUGGCAGAUCAAUUCCAGGAAGCUUUAAGUUCUGCAGCUGCAAAUAAGCGGGAGAUCCUCUUCACAACAUCUAAAGAGGCAGGAACUGGAUACCAUGGAAGGUUGCUUCAAGUUAUGCAGACUGAAAAGGAAAGGCAUGUGGAGUUUUGGAAACAGUUACAGACUGGAGCCCAUUCACCCAACAAAGAGAGAUGCAUUGAUGUAAAAAUAUUGUCACGGUGCUUGGAUGCGAAGUUGACAGUUUGUCAUUGUUUCCUUGGUGAAAACACUGAGAUAAACAAAUUCACAGAGAACCCCCAAAAGAUUAUGGAAAAAGUAAGAAGGGAAAAGACAAUCAUCUUCAGCCCGACCGUAUGUGGCAAUGUGGAGCUCGAGGCGGGAAACCUGAUACGCGUUCACCCUCCAUGGAAGGAGGUAGAUGUCAUGGGGAAUGAUGAAAGCAUUAUUUUAUGCACAUAUUUCUCCAAGAUUUCCACAUGAACACCAUUUUUUCUUCCUUCCCAAAAGAAGCUUCUCUGUUCUCUUUCAUUAGUAUGCAGUUGGGGUUUGAUUAAAUGAGACAUGGGAGCUGUUUUCUUGCAAGAAACGAAUCGCAGGAAAUUGGGGAAAUUUGUAUUUCAAGAAUUUAUUGUAUCCAUUAUAUGGAAGUUGAAUUUUUCUGCGUAGAGAACUUGGUUUGGUGCAGUCACACAAUCUGUUGGCGGGAAAAGGUAAAGAAACCAAAAAGAUGGCUAUACAGAACUACUCAGUUCAAAUGACUGCAGAUGCUACAGUGUUUGUACAAGUGAUCCCUCAUCUCAACUCUGCACUGUCAUCUUAGCCAGUUCAGGAAGCUGAUCCGCAAACAGAUAAUUAGGCUCCAAGCCAAGGAGCACACCAAACAAGCUCCAUUUCUAAUUGUCUGUCCAUUCAGCCACCUUAUUACCCCCAGCUCUGGUCACAAGCUCCUGUUACAGAGGUUGGGAAGGUCUCAGGAAUUGGAAAGCCUAUAUAAGACAGCAAUACAAGUUUCUUAGCCUUUGUUGGACCGAUAUGAAGCAUGCUGAACUAAGUAGUUCUUGGGCUUGUAUUCAAAGAUGUUGAUGUGGUUGCACUGUUCUAAGAAUCAACUGGAUUCGAUUCUCGAUUC